GUGUGUUUUAAUUGUCGAAAGGAAGGUCACAUGGUUGCCGACUGUCCUGAGAAAAACAAAGGACAAGGAAUGGGAAUCUGUUUUAAAUGUGGCUCUACUGAACAUGGAGUUAAUGAAUGUCGUUCUAAAGUCAAAUCAGGUUUGUAUGACUUUCCAUAUGCUACUUGUUUUAUUUGUCAUGAAAAAGGUCAUUUAUCAAAACAGUGUCCAGAUAAUCCUAGAGGGCUUUAUCCAAAUGGUGGUUGUUGUAAAGAAUGUGGAUCAGUUGAACAUUUUAGACGAGAUUGUCCAGAAUUACAGAAACAACAUGGUAUGUGUAGGGCCAUCAUUUCAUAG
Messenger RNA from Lottia gigantea (owl limpet), 336 nucleotides. RefSeq lists its product as hypothetical. The record is from RefSeq and is a predicted model, not a curated record. Gene Ontology annotation, molecular function: nucleic acid binding; zinc ion binding. The transcript is spliced from 3 exons. The annotation marks the transcript as partial. NCBI's taxonomy places the organism in Eukaryota, Metazoa, Mollusca, Gastropoda, Lottiidae.